This is a messenger RNA of Colletotrichum fioriniae, 1689 nucleotides long. RefSeq lists its product as uncharacterized. The record is from RefSeq and is a predicted model, not a curated record. NCBI's taxonomy places the organism in Eukaryota, Fungi, Ascomycota, Sordariomycetes, Glomerellales, Glomerellaceae.
AUGUCGUCGAGUCCGGACCCGGCCGAUGGGCUUGCCCCGCUGCCGACCGUGAGGCGCGGGAAGAAGAGGUACGCCGCUUGUGCCAACGGAAGCGACCACGAGUUAAGAGAAGUUGCGCUGGCAAAGUACGAUCGGGCUGCAUUACGUGCAAGCUAUGAAUUCCAGCAGAAGCAGCCAGAUCGUCAAACUCAUCCGCGCCUGAUCAUCUCAAAGGGGACUUGGCGGGUCUGGCCUGCCGCUGUCCUGAGGGAACCCGGCUACGAGUCUGCAUUCUUCAGCAACCCGCAGGAGAAAGUCUACUUUGACUUUUGGCAGCACCUCGUGGCUAACAUCUAUCUCUUUCCCAACGACAUCAUGGUCCGCGUCGUACCACAGCUGGCGCGCCGUGAGCCAGCCAUCAAGCACGCAGCCCUCGCCAUGGCUGGAAUGGCCCGCGCCCUCGUUCCAUCACUCGUCAGGCGAUCCCGGAAGGAACUCCACGAUAACGGACCGCACUACGAGUUCGCUCUACAACAAUACGGUCGCGCGAUCAAGCUUGUGCGAAGUUCUCAACCAUCAAGCGAGAACAUGCUCUGGGCAAUCGUCUGCUGCGUGCUAUUUGUCACAUUUGAGUGUCUCCACGGCGACCGCAACGCUGCGUUGUCGCAUGUGAACCACGCUUACAAGAUGAUGGAAACCUACUUCAACCAGCGCUCUAUGGUCGAGGACGGUCCUGUGACAGACUCUAUCCGCGCAGUGUGCGACGAUGCUGCGUGGGUGUUUCAGGGUCUCACGAUGCAGGCCUGGUCGCACAAUGUGCUACACUCCAAGGAUGCUUCGCAAAUUAGCUGGUGUUGUCGGGGCAGCAAGCGUACUUAUGCGGUUGAGGAAAUGCCACCCAUCUUCACAGACGUCCACAUGGCACGGCGUUGGUGGAGAGUCGUGCAGCAUUACACGUGUCAUAGAUGUCCCAUCUACACGGAAAUGUUCGUCGACGGACUCUCAAAAGAGAUGUUGGUGGGCAGCUAUGUACGACCAGCUUUAUCUCCGAGUCACUUGGAUGAGCUGGCCGCUGUGCUUCCUGAGUUCCUUGGCCAUCUACGUCGUUGGCAGAAUGCCUUUCAAGGUGUCUACGACACACUGCGGGCGAACCAGGAACACGACUUCCACGCCUAUGUGGAUGCCUGUAACUUGCGCGUGCAGUACCUCACUCUCUGGACUGAUGUCUCAAGUCUGAGCUACAAGGAUAUUAAGAUGAUGAUCAUGCUGACGCCAUCAUUCCGCGAAAUGGUCCAGCUUAGUCGUAUCGUUCUGUCGGCGCAACAGAACUGCGGCGGAUGCACUGAGACUUUCAGCAUGGACAACGGCCCCACUCUGCCAUUGUUGGUUAUUGCGUGUCGAUGUCGAGAGGAUAGCGUGAGACGAGAAGCGAUAGAGUUGUUGGGGAAAUUUAACCGCCGAGACGGGCUUUGGGAUAGCAGGGCUUUCCACAGUGUCGCACUGAAAAACGUGGCGAUUGAGGCGGAAAACGCGAACGAAGGCGACGAUACUGAACAGUGGUCACGCAUGUCGAGACGUGAAGUGCGCUUCAGUCGCGAAGGGGAUGUGUUCGGCAGAAUGUUCAGAUGGCAGCCGGAUGUGAAGGAGUGGAAACACGUUGAGGAAUCUUUGUCAAUGGUCUGUCAGGAAGCAGUUUCGUUGGCAACGUAG